Messenger RNA from Pseudomyrmex gracilis, 1502 nucleotides. RefSeq lists its product as uncharacterized. NCBI's taxonomy places the organism in Eukaryota, Metazoa, Arthropoda, Insecta, Hymenoptera, Formicidae. Gene Ontology annotation, molecular function: acetylcholine receptor regulator activity. The record is from RefSeq and is a predicted model, not a curated record. The transcript has 6 exons. Bases 535 to 1110 code for a protein of 191 amino acids.
CGCGGUGUCGGUUCACAGCAUCCACAACAACAACGGCGCAACGUCAAAAACGCGUCGACGCGGUGUGCUUUUUACGUGCCUUCGCGAGAACACGCUCUCGUUCGCUCGCGCGCUCGUUUUUCCGCGAAAAAAUCCGCGUGAUCUCUCUCGCCUCGGUUUCGAGACACGCAUAUGCAUAUCAAUUUCUGCGUGAAAACGCAACGCGCACAUGGUCCUUCUGUAUCCUGACCAGCAUCCCCGAUCGCGUACGACGGUGCGAGGUACUUCCCUCCGCUCGAGGUUGCCCGAUCAGUAGCGCGAACGCGGUACGAGCGCGGCACGCAACAGCGCAGUCUGACAGAGCGCGGUGGUGGUAAAGGGAGAGGGGAAUGUCAUGAUCGGAGAGGUCUACGCGUACCACAUCGUUAUUAGCGACUGACUGGACCCCGAAGAUCGAACAUGAGGUUUCGGAACGGUAGCGGUACCAGAGAGGAGACGACGUCACGGCUGACACGUGUGACAUUCGCGUUGAAAUCGUAGCAAAAGAUGUAAGGAAUGAUCACGUGGAUGAUGGUUGGGCUGCUUCUGGCUGCGGAAACUUGCGGCAGAAACGUCAUCUCCGGAAACGGAAACGGAAACGGAAAGGAGGAGGAGGAGAAGCAACGGGAAGGUUUGAAGGGCGUCAGCACGGACGAGGAAGACAUCUAUCGUCUAACGUGCUACACUUGCGUCAACGUCAGCGAUAACCAGAUGUGCAACGAAUGGGCGAUAGAUACACCGUGUCCGGCGGGUGGCCGUGAUUUCUGUCGAUCGCUGCACAUUCUGGACAGCCGGGGAAACAGCGUCUUGGUAAGCAAGAGUUGCGCCAGCAACGAGGAAUGCGGACCAGCGUCAGUCGGCUGCAUUCCCAUGGAUACGCAGCAGGUUUGCAUAAGCUGCUGCGAUCUGAGCUACUGCAAUAUCGAGUCGCCCACCAACGCCACGAAUGCCGUCUAUUCGCGUAAACGGCGCGCCAAGUCAAAAUCGAAGCGCAAACGGCUCGGCAGAAACGGGGUCGAGGCGACGACGCGGCUUUACGGGUCCAGUUUGCUCUGGCUUCCCGCCUCGCUGUUCUAUGCAUAUCAUUGCUGAGGAAGCAGCAACAACACUAUAUAAAUGACCGCGUACGCGAAGCGGACAGCGCGGAAAACCGCGCACGCGGAGAGAUUCGCGGCUCGCGCGCGCCAUUUCUCUCGAUCGAAUGAAAUUCUUUUUCUGUGAUUUCUUCCUUGGCUUCACACUCUCGCCUGAAAAUGUAAAAAAACCUGAAGACCUGAACGUCUAAUUCCGACCAAACUUCCCGACGAAUUUCCUCGCCGCAGGAGGAUUAUACGUGAUCCGAACUUUUUCACGUGCUCGCCGAACUGAUCUCGAUGGCGAUUAUCGUCCAAUAGUUUGGAGAGAAAAGGCUACUAUACUUGUCUAUAUUUUUCGUACUCUCGUUUAAACACUUUCGCUACCGUUUAACUUUUAACAAAAAAAAA